Messenger RNA from Papaver somniferum (opium poppy), 1752 nucleotides. RefSeq lists its product as uncharacterized. The record is from RefSeq and is a predicted model, not a curated record. Bases 1 to 1752 code for a protein of 583 amino acids. The transcript is spliced from 5 exons. NCBI's taxonomy places the organism in Eukaryota, Viridiplantae, Streptophyta, Magnoliopsida, Ranunculales, Papaveraceae.
AUGUCAUCUAUGGUUGAUAAGGGCUGGACGAAUUGUUCCCGUAAAUCUGCUCUGUACAUAGAAGGUGUUAGGUCAUUUAUAGAAUUUGUUAAUCAAAAUGGUGGUGGAAAUACCUUAUAUUCAUGCCCCUGUGUUAGAUGUAAGAAUGAGGUAGAAGCACAAUCACUCGAGGAUAACACUAAUAAUGCCAAUUUAGCUGAGAAUGUAGAAAAUGUAGGAGAUGUAACUGUUGAUCCUGCUAUAGGGGUAGAUGAUAAUUUUGGAAUAGAUAGUGGGAUUCAUAAUGAUGCUGGAACUAGGAAAAGGAAAAAAAAAAAGAAUUCUGUCUACGAGCGUGCAAAAGAACCGUUAUAUCCUUCAUGUCCUAAAGGAAUGAAAACACUAUAUGCUUCUAUCAAAUUGAAUCACAUAAAUACACGGUAUGGGUUUUUUGAUAAUGGUAUGACAACAAUCUUAGAGUUGAUGAAUGAGUUGCUUCCUAAAGAAAAUACGUUUCCAUCUAAGUACCCAGAAGUGAAAAAGAUGAUCCAAGAACUAGGAAUGGAUUAUAUAACAUAUGAUGCCUGCGUAAAUGAAUGUAUUUUAUAUUGGAAAGAUUGUGCAUUGUUGGUUAAGUGUCAUGUUUGUCAAGAAUAUAGGUAUAAGAAGGUUUUUAAUGAUGAGAAGAAGCUUACAACUAUUGCUCAUAAGACGGUAAGACAUUUUUCGUUGAUUACAAGGCUGAAAAGGUUUUAUACUGAACCAUGGAUCGCGGAUGCAAUGAAUUGGCAUUCUAGAGCAAAGUCAGAUAUAAAUGUCAUGCGUCAUCCCGUCGAUUCUUUAGCUUGGCGGUGUGCAGAUAGUUUUUCACCUGAGUUUUCCAAGGAACCAAGGAAUGUUGCACUUGGGAUAUCAACUGACGGUUUGAAUCCGAAUGGGUGUUUCGGUCUUGCACAUAGUUGUUGGCCUGUGAUUCUGUGUAUGUAUAAUUUAGCUCAUUCGUUGUGUAUGAAGCGGGAAUUAUCCUUGUUUACAUUGCUGAUAUCAUGCCCUAAAGCUCCCGCGUUGGGUACUUUAUCUGGUUGUGUAACUCAUGGAUAUUUUGCGUGUCCUACUUGUGGAGAAGGCACUGUUGCUGAUUAUCUUCCAUUUACUAAGAAGAUCUGCUAUAGGGAACACCGAAGAUGGCUACCAGUGAAACAUAAGUAUUGCUAUGACAAGACAAACUUCGAUGGAGAGGUAGAGCACGGUACAACUCGAUGGACACUAACAGGGCAACAAAUACAAGAUAUUGUAGGUAAAAUCGGAUCGAAGAAGCGCAAAGGAAAACAACCUUCACUAGAAAUUUUGAAACGCAAAAGGAAAGUUGAUCGUGAAGCGGAAAUAAAAGGUGAUGCCAAUGCGGAAGAUGAGGUUAAUGACCAAUAUUCAACGUUUACUCGAAGAUCUAUUCUCUAUGACUUGCCCAACUGGGGUUCAAAUGCAAUUCGCCAUAUGAUAGACACAUUUUUGUGUAAAAUCGGAUCGAAGAAGCGCAAGGGAAAACAACCUUCACUAGCAAGUUUGAAACGCAAAAGGAAAGAUGAUCGUGAAGCGGAAAUAAAAGGUGAUGCCAAUGCGGAAGAUGAGGUUAAUGACCAAUAUUCAACGUUUACUCGAAGAUCUAUUCUCUAUGAGUUGCCCAACUGGGGUUCAAAUGCAAUUCGCCAUAUCACAGAUGUCAUGCACAUGGAGAAGAAUAUAACAGAGCAUCUUCUGAAUACUAUGAUGUGA